Messenger RNA from Suillus fuscotomentosus, 974 nucleotides. RefSeq lists its product as uncharacterized. The coding region runs from base 172 to 741 and encodes 189 amino acids. Lineage: Eukaryota; Fungi; Basidiomycota; Agaricomycetes; Boletales; Suillaceae. The record is from RefSeq and is a predicted model, not a curated record. The transcript has a single exon.
GUCGAUUCUGACCGAUCACAAAAUUUGUUCAUGUUCUUGCCUUGUUCCUCGAAGUUGCAAAUCCUUAUUUUUACAAAUUUGAACUUCAUUCUGAAUCCCUGACGCAAAUUGAAAGUCCUAAUGCAUGCAGCAUUUAUGUUUGGCUCCAAGGCAAGUUGAACAGACCUGGAAAUGCAACAGGUUACGUGUAACCACAGCCGAAUGCUACAUGCGAAGUGGUUAGAUUGUCUCAAGAACAUCCAGGUUGGUUUGAAUAUGGCACCAACUGUGAAGGAUCUAGUGUGGUACGUUUCGCAUCGGGUUUCACUGAGCGGCAGAAGAGAGCGAGCAAGUGUGCAUCACUUGGUGACUGAUCCCUGGACAGAGGACUUGCGACAUAGGAGGAAGGUGAAGCGUCGAGGUAUGUACGUUAAUAAAAACGUCAACUGCAGCAUGCAAUGCGGAUCUCUAGGAGCGUGGUGCGUCAAGUUUUCAUCAGUCACCUUGGGCCCUUACUAUAUUUUCGUAUUUGCUCGUCAAGUCCCCAGGGGAAGGCAGCGAGGCAGAGAUGCUGCUGAAGUUUAUUUCAAAACAAUGUGGGCAUCAAUUUGCCAUCGACUACAUAAUCGUCAGAAGGAAAGUCGGGCUUCCUGCGAUGCGUCCGACUUUGGUUUCUUCCAGUGCUCUAUUUGCAUGAUGCAUCAAUUUAUUUUCGUGGUACACCCGCUGAAAAGGGAUGACCACCAUCUACCCCACAGCUGAACUGCAUUCAUCACUUGUCUGUGCACACCCUGUGCAUUCUCUACGUUCUCUGAUCUUGGUCAUCAGUCGGAGUUCUGGGGCGUCGAUGUAGUCUCGAGCGUCAUUAUAGUAGCUGGUUCAUGCGAAAUAUAGACGACGCCCCAAUCCACAGGCUACCGUAUGAAAGCGUGAAUCAAUGGAAGAACUUCCAAUUGGCAUCAACUACAUGAUGAAUCCAGUGGUAUGGUGUUGAU